This is a messenger RNA of Owenia fusiformis, 2030 nucleotides long. The record is from the annotation of a GenBank genome assembly. Lineage: Eukaryota; Metazoa; Annelida; Polychaeta; Sabellida; Oweniidae.
UAGCGAGUAACAUUUCGUCCUUGCAUGUACAAAAAAGUGUUAACAAUUUGAAGCAGAUUGAGUUGGUGCAGUGAAGUCGCAACUGGAAGGUAAAGAACAGAAGUAACAACAAAAUGUUCGGCACCAUCGUACUAUUGGUUGUAUCUACUUGGUUAGCACAAUGGCUUUAUAAACGACUGACCAAGAAGAGUGCCAGUUGUCCAAGCGUGCCUGGUUUGCCACUUUUGGGAAAUGCCUUGAAUUUUGAUAUUACACGGCCAAUGGCAAUUCUGGAGAAAUGGAACAAAGAACAUGGAGACGUCUAUAAGAUCAACCUUAUGGGUGAAGAGGUGGUAGUUGUCAACGGUGACGUAUGUUAUGAGGUUUUGGUGAAUAGAAGUGAUGAGUUUGCAGGACGUCCUCAUACACCAAGAUUUGAUUGGAUAUUCCAUGGAGAUUUAGUGUUUAGAGAUCCAGAUGAGAACUUUAAAGCCUGGAGAAAGUUUCUUCAUCAUGGUUUAAGGCAGUAUGGAUCUGGUAUGAAGCGAAUAGAAUCUGUUGUACAAGAAGAGAUUAAAGAAUGUCUUGCAACAGUAGAGGACCAACAGGGAGAACCCUUUGAUCCACAGAACAUUAUACAUGGAACUGUUUUGAACAUCAUUCUUAUAUUUAUAAUGGGUAAGCGUUUACCGAAAGACGAUCCGUUCAUUGAUACGAUGAAGAAAGCAGAAAGGGCGCUUUCAGAGUCCUGUGGGCCUGGUGCUGGGGUGGAACUGGAUAUGAUGCCAUGGCUACGUUACUUCAAUAUACCAAGUUAUAAGAAACUGAUCGGGUUUAACAAUCUACGGGAUGAAGUGAUCAACCAUUGGAUAAAGAUGAAGAGGGAAGAAACUGAUCCAGACAACGUCUCAUGUAUGAUGGACUGGCUACUGAUCUGUCAAGAAGAACAUGUUGGGAAAGUAGGUGCCUUGUCAGAAGUCAACCUAAAAAUGAUCACCCAGAACAUAUGGUUUGGAGGAUCGUUGACAACAUUUAACUCCUGCUAUUUCGGUCUGUUGAUCCUGAUCAAUCACCCCGAGAUUCAAAGCAAGAUAUACGAGCAGAUAAUCAAAGCAGUUGGGAAAGAGAGGCUGCCCUGCCUUGAUGAUCGUGCCAAUCUCCCGUAUGUUGAUGCCUUUCUUCUUGAGCUGAUGCGAUAUGUGACCAUUUUACCAUUUGCCGUCCCACAUAAGGCCAUGAGCGAUACAACUCUGAGGGGGUAUAGUAUACCAGCAGGUACACAGAUUUGGGUGAACCUGUUUGGAUUGCAUCACGAUGAGAGGUUCUUCCCCGAUCCGUGGACGUUCAACCCUGACAGGUUCAUAGAUAAGGAUGGUCAAGUUAUAUCUCCCUUUGAGCGCAAAAUGUUAAUGCCAUUCAGUGCUGGUAGACGUGUGUGCUUCGGUGAGCAACUAGCGCGGGCAAGACUCUUCCUCCUAUUCACCUCAUGGGUGCAGAGAUUCACCUUCUUACCAGAGGAUGACACCAGUGGCCCCCCUAGUUACCAUCCUAGCAACUACAUACUCGGAAUCGCGCUCAGAGCCGAGGACUACAAACUCAGAGCUGUCCCAAGAAAGUGAAUCAUAAAGGAGAUAUUACUGAUUAAUGGACAUGGCAUUUCACAUUGAAGAUCUGCAAGUGGCGUGCCCAUGAAUGAGGUAUUAGAGACAAUGGCCUCACCAGCAUUUUACAGAAAAAUAUAUGCUGACUAUUUUGGUGAAACGAUAUCCAACUAGAACGCUAGCAUCAUAUUAAUCCUCUUAUCUUUACUUCGUCUCGUGUGCCUCGCCUAUCCACAAAGGUUUGGUAUCGAUAUGUUGAACUCCAUUCAAUAUUUUUCGCUUGAACCUAUUAUUUAAAACAUUCUGUAAAAACCCGAUCCAUUUUGUAAUGGUCACUGAUUGACAGUUGAACAGUUUAAUGUGAAUACUAUUUAUAUCUAUUUUAUAUUAUAAUUGUUUUUGUGAACAAUUUUUGUUUUUUAGUGCAGUUGGUUCUUUGUUCUUUCCUAC